CAGUCAGCCUGAAACUGGAUUUUCAAACAUGAAAACAGCUCCCUCUUGCUAUGAAGAACUGCAAUAGAACUCUUGCUAUCUGAUAGGAGGCGUUAUGAGUUUUCCCCUGGAAAGAACAUAUGAAUUAACAAUCAUCAAUUAAACAACCAUGUAAUAAAAAACAAAACAAAACACAGAACAUCCAGCAAGACUGAAGAUUCUAUCCUAGAUUUUCAUCCACAAAGCAGGACAGACUGCAUUGCUAAAGGCUGCUACCUGAUCUGGCUUGAAAAGAGCAGAGUGCAAUUGUAUCCACAUUUGACUGAGUGCUUGGUACCACAUUUGCUGGAACUAGUCUUGUGCCUCAAUCAGGACUGCACCAGUGAUGUGACCUGUCUCUGAAAGCAUCACUCUGGGUCCACUUCUCAUUCUACCAACAUUGUUGCACCUACAUUGUUCCAGAAUUGUCCGCUUCUCACUUGCAACAUGCAAACAAAACACACAGCGACUGAACAGAGAAAAUUUGCAAAAGGCAAUGCCAAGAUCUCCCAAUUAAAUCUGGAACUAAAAUUAUCAUCAUUCUGCCCACCGCCUUAAGGAAGCUAUGAAUUCCUCAGCUCAGAUUCCUGACACUAACUAUUCCCUUCCAGAACUCAUCAACUCGAAGAGCAAUCUCUCCACACAUGUAUACGAAAAUGACAGCCAGAAGCUGAAUGUUGAAGAACUUGAAAAACUACUCUUUCUGUUUGUCAAAGAACCUAUUACAAUAAGCCUGACUGCCAUGUAUAUUCUAUCGUUUGUGGUGGGAAUAAUUGGCAACAUAAUGUCUAUAAAAGUACUGACUGGAAAGCGGACCGGUAAGACGUCUAGUUUAAGCGCCACCCGAAGUUUACUUAUCAAUCUGGCCAUAUGUGACCUUAUGGUGGUUUGUGUCUGUAUGCCCAUAACAGUGGGGAAUUUAAUCUACAAAGCUUGGGUGUACGGGGAUUUUCUUUGCAGAGCAGUGCCUUAUAUCCAAGCUGUUUCUGUUUCCGCAAGCGUACUCAGCCUUACGGUCAUAAGCGUGAACCGCUACUACAGCGUACACAACCCACUAAAUGCUAGGUCUUUUUUCACCCAGAAGAAAAUAUUGUGCACCAUUGUUGUGGUGUGGGUAUUUUCUUCUAGCAUCUGCAUGCCUCUGAUAUUUAUGAAUAAAAGAGAUGAGAUUGAGAUUGUUCCUGGUCUGCCAUUAGUAUCCCCUAUCUGUAGAGAGGUGUGGCCUCAUGUGAUUUUUAAGCAAGCCUAUAACUUCCUCCUGUUCUGCUCUCUGUAUUGUCUGCCAGUUCUCUUCAACAUGGUCAUCUGCUUCUUGACCAUACGCAAGUUAUGGAGUUCUGGGAAUAAUUUUAAAGAGUGUGACUUCAGAAACCAGAGUUUGCCAGUGUCCAGACUGAAAAUUAGAAAGAAGAUUGCAAAAAUGGUGGUGGCUUUGGUUUCCCUGUUUGCUGUUUCCUGGCUUCCUGUGUACAUGUUGGAUAUUUGGAUUGAUUUUAACAUCCCUCAAUCUUCUCAAGAUGUUGCUCCAUCACCAUGGAUUCUCCAGUUGAGACCCUUCGCUCAAUGGCUUGGUCUCACCAACUCCAGUCUCAAUCCAAUAUGUUAUUGCUUUGUUGGUGAUCUCUACAGGUCAGCCAAACACAUGAAGACCAUGUAUCAAAAUAGAAUGGUUUCCAUGUUUAGUUUCUCGUUCUCGGACAGUUCUCCACACUCAAUCCCAAAACUUCUUUCCUACAAGAACUCGAUGCAUUCAAUGAAAGGAUCCAAAAAAAAAAACUUCCCUUUGGCAAUGGAGGACAAAUGUGAAAACUGCUAUUCCACAACAAGAGUGUUUUCAACCACAGACCCAGCGAGCCAUCUCUCAUCAUGAAAUAUAUUCUCAUUAAACCUGACACCCUGUGAAUAUAGAACAUUCAAUCUAGUUGGUACUCGUAAACUGUGAAACAAAUGCAACCAAUGAAUGAAUAAAUUGGAUUAUAGAUUUAUGAACUAAACAGUGACAUUAUUUGGCUCGUUUAACAAAUGCUUUGAAUAUUGU
Molecule: messenger RNA, 2056 nt
Organism: Pelobates fuscus (common spadefoot toad)
Lineage: Eukaryota; Metazoa; Chordata; Amphibia; Anura; Pelobatidae
Product: galanin receptor type 1-like
Exons: 2
Coding region: 584-1888 (434 amino acids)
Biological process (GO): cellular response to hormone stimulus; G protein-coupled receptor signaling pathway
Cellular component (GO): plasma membrane
Molecular function (GO): peptide binding; G protein-coupled receptor activity
Source: RefSeq, a predicted model, not a curated record